GUCAAAAUGGAUUUAUAUUAUUCGCCUUAUUCAGCGGCCAGUCGGUCGAUCCUUAUGACUGGCAAGGCAAUUGGUGUUGAGUUCAACAAGAAAGUCAUAAACAUUGUCGAGAAUGAGCACCUGAAACCGGAAUUUGUGAAAAUCAAUCCACAACAUACGAUCCCUACGAUCGUGGAUAACGGCUUUGCUUUGUGGGAAUCGCGCGCGAUUCUGGUUUAUCUGAUUGAGAAAUACGCCAAAGACGAUGCCCUUUAUCCCAAGGACCCGAAGGGACGUGCUCUCGUCAAUCAACGCUUGUACUAUGAUAUGGGAACGCUGUAUAGGGCCUUUGCGGAUUAUUACUAUCCUCAGUUCCAGAAGAAGGCGCCAGCCGAUCCGGAGCUGUUCAAGAAGUUGGAAUCGGCUGUGGAAAUUCUAGAUAUAUUCCUUCAGGGUCAGCUGUAUGUGGCUGGCGAUAGAUUGACGAUUGCGGACAUUGCCAUUCUGGCGACAAUUUCGACUUUGACAGUCGCAGACUUUGAUCUGAGCAAAUAUUCCAAUGUUAGCAAGUGGUACGAGAAUGCAAAGAAGGUGACACCCGGCUGGGACGAGAACGAAAAGUCUCUAAAGGAAUUAAGGGUUCUGGCUGAAAAAAUGAAGGCACAAUGA
Messenger RNA from Drosophila novamexicana, 648 nucleotides. Its product is annotated as glutathione S-transferase 1-1-like. Bases 7 to 648 code for a protein of 213 amino acids. Gene Ontology annotation, biological process: glutathione metabolic process. NCBI's taxonomy places the organism in Eukaryota, Metazoa, Arthropoda, Insecta, Diptera, Drosophilidae. Gene Ontology annotation, molecular function: glutathione transferase activity. The transcript has a single exon. The record is from RefSeq and is a predicted model, not a curated record.